This is a messenger RNA of Polypterus senegalus (gray bichir), 1306 nucleotides long. RefSeq names its product translocon-associated protein subunit alpha-like. Bases 70 to 906 code for a protein of 278 amino acids. The record is from RefSeq and is a predicted model, not a curated record. The transcript has 9 exons. Gene Ontology annotation, cellular component: endoplasmic reticulum; endoplasmic reticulum membrane. NCBI's taxonomy places the organism in Eukaryota, Metazoa, Chordata, Cladistia, Polypteriformes, Polypteridae.
UUUUCCUUUUUUACAUGAAAUACAGUACUGGCACAUCCUUUGGGACUUUUUGAAGAGAAAUCGCUAAAGAUGUUGCUCUGGAGUGUAAAACUAUUACUGCUUUUGCUGUUUACACUGCAUACAUCAGGAAGUGCAUUUGCUGAUGAUGAUUUUGAGCAUGCCAAGGACUCACAGUUCAUUGCUGAGGAAGAUAAUGACAUUGAAGAGGAAGAGGAGAUACCUGAUAUUGAAACGGAUGCCUCAGAUAGAGUUGAUGAAAGCUUGGAUGCUGAAGAAACUACCUCACACCCCGAUGCUGACACAACUAUCAUGUUUGUAAAUGGUGAAGAUUUCCCAGCCAAUGCAAUUGCUCAUUUUCUGGUGGGAUUCACCAAUAAAGGUGAAGAUGUUUUUACCGUGCAGUCUCUAGAGGCAUCUUUUCGCUACCCCCAAGACUUUCAGUUCUACAUUCAGAAUUUCACAGCUUUACCGUUGAAUAUUAUUGUGCAACCUGACCAGCAAGCUACUUUCCAGUAUUCUUUUAUACCUGCUGAAUCCAUGGCUGGACGGCCUUUUGGACUGGUCAUCCUGCUUAACUAUGUGGAUAACAAUGGGAAAGCGUUUCAGAACACGGUGUACAAUCAAACAGUCACCAUCUCAGAGCUAGAAGAAGGACUGGAUGGAGAAACGAUUUUUAUGUACAUGUUCCUUGCUGGACUUAUGGCAUUGAUCAUGUUUGGAUUGUACCAUGCCCUCCAGUCACAAAUAAAGAAGAGGCCUGCAGUAAAGGUUGAGACUUGUACCAGGGUAAUGAAUGAUGUUGAUAUCAGCUGGAUCCCUCAGGAGGCACUCAGCAUCUUCAGUAAGACCUCGCCAAAGGCCUCACCAAGGAAGCGCACCAAGCGAGCAGUUGGUGUUGACCAGUAGAAGCUAUUCAGAGCAUGGCUUACCAUGAAAGGGCAGACACUCUUCAAAACUUUAUCACUGACAAACUGAUUAAUUCUGCUCCUUAAGUGAAAUACACCCUAUUGGGGAGGAUGAAGAAUGCCACAGAAGAGCAUAACCUGUGGGUACCAUGGCACUGUAAGUGAAAGUGGUGUCUUUGUGAUCUGUGGAUCUGUGGUGCUUGUCAUAAAAAUGGCCAAUGGCAUUUUAUGAUUUAGAGGCCAGUACUUGUCAUUCUUGCAUGAGUCAUGUUAAACUUCACUGAUGAAGACCAGCCACCAAUGUCUAGUCAUGUUUUCUGAAGAGAAAUGUGAACACCUUCAUGUUGGCCUAUGUUGUCUUUGUCAAGCUUUUAGUUUUAAAUAAAGUUAUUUCUCUAUAA